Messenger RNA from Cinara cedri, 17596 nucleotides. Lineage: Eukaryota; Metazoa; Arthropoda; Insecta; Hemiptera; Aphididae. The record is from the annotation of a GenBank genome assembly.
CCGAGACGAACAGUUGUGUAGCGACGAGGGCGUGGUUCCGGUCUAUAAAUGGCCGAGCGGAGAGAUGAAGUGGCGGCGCGCAAAAGUAUAAAUACCGAAGCCGCGGUUCCAAAUGCGUUUUUUUUUUUCGUUGUCUUUCUUCAGAACAGCCGGCCGUGCGACUUUUAAACCGUCGCAGUGCAUCGUUAUAUUAUAAAAUACGUUCUUCCCGAUAACAUUACACACAAUAGGUGCAUUGUACACUGUUCGGAUUUUCGACAGGAACGCUUCGUUUGACGUAUUAUAAAUCGGCUACGUUUUUUCCCUCCCUCCCCCCCCCGUCUCGAUAAACCCGUAAAAAUGAGCAAAAUUCCAGCGGUGGGUAUCGAUCUGGGCACCACGUACUCGUGCGUGGGCGUGUGGCAGCACGGCAAGGUGGAGAUCAUCGCGAACGACCAGGGAAACCGGACGACGCCCAGCUACGUGGCGUUCACGGACUCGGAAAGGCUGAUCGGCGACGCGGCCAAGAGUCAGGUAUGCACACACAAAUAAUAUACGAGCUUAAGACGCAGGUUUUCAGAUACCUGUUAGAUAGGUACCUGAUAAUGGUAUAGUCGCGGUGAAGGACGGACAACAAUAAUAGCGUAAUAUUAUAGUAUUAUAAUGUGCACGUGUCGAGAGACUUCGCGGGACCUUCGCGACGGGAAAACGCCGGAACGAAAACCCAUCGCGCAUGUUUAUAUUGUUAAUUACACGAAUUUUGAUUUAUCGUAUUUUUUCCUUCGUUUUACGCAAUUAUAUAGUUGAUUUUAACACCACAGUGGCGUAAUUAAUUCUUUCUUACGGGUGGGGGGGGGGGGAAAUUAAUUUUCACCCACUCUUAAAAUAUUUCUAUUUAAAAUUCUUUUAAACUGUAACGUUGCAACGUUAAAAUUCUUUUAAACUGUAACGUUGCAACUACAGUUUUAUUAAUAGACACGGGAAUCGGGCUCCAUACAAGAAAUGAGACAUUUUUAUAACAUUUAUAAUGCGUGUUAUACAUUUAUGAUACCUCCGAUUUUUCAUAGGAGAGAAUCUCUCAAUGAUAUCCCCUGGUAUACUUAUUUCCUGGUAUAUAUGCAACAGUGCAAGCUAACAUAAAUGAUCAUGGCACAUUUAUUUUGUAACUAGAAAUCAAUGAUAAAGGACAACGGUUGAACCGCCAAAAAGAAAUGAUAAAACCAGUCAAGGCUCGACUAUAGAUAACAGAAAUAUUUUGAUAUCUAUAGAUGUGACCAUGCUAUGAACUACUUCAUGAACAAAAAAAAUUCAAAAUAAUUCUACAAAGACAAAAAACAAAUAACACAUAUUGUUAUACAGACCACAGGGGUUGGGCGAAUGCCCACUCACAACUCGCCUCAAAGUACGCCACUGUAACACCAUUUUAUUUAUAAAAUUCGUAUAAAACAGAAAUAUUAUUACGAUAAUAAAAAAGCCAUUCCUGAAUUUGUGAAUGCGACGCUAAAUUAUUGUUUUGAAUAUUAUUAUUACAGAAAUAUCAUUUAAGUUUGUUUGUUUGUUUUUUUUUUAAUGAUUAUAAAUUUAUUCGGUGCCAAUUUAAGCAGAACGUAAAUUUAAAAUUGUACAAAUUAUUAUUUAUAAUAUAAAAUUGUAUCGUAGCUCUAAAUAACUCAAUUUGACACGCCAUUGCCAUCAUAAAAACUAUUAAUAAUUCAUAGUUUAAUCUAAUCUAUUCAACAGUUUAAUUUAAUAAUUUAUAAUAAAUCAGCUCUUAUAUUUUUAUGCACGUGCAGUGAAACUGUGGUCAACGAGACAAUUCAAUUUACGCACCUAUCUUUAUUUCGGACUUAAGUAAUUUAUUUCGUAAAAACAAAUCAAAAUUAAAAUACACACAAACAUAAAAUAUGAAUCAAGUUAAGAGUAUAAUUGAGCCAAAAGUAUAUUGGAGAGUUAAUGGGUGGGAAGAUCGCCCCUAUCUCUCCCUGUAUGUAUCCGUUAUUGGGUAUAAAGGUUUUGUCAAUGGCUAUUUUUAGUGAAUUUUUAUAGUUUAUAGUUCACACACACACAUGUAUUUGCAGGGAUGCAUUUAGGACGGGGAGAGCGAUUUUGAAAAUUCAUAUAGUGCACACAUAAACGAUAGAAAUCAAGCUAAGCGUAUGUCGGGGCUUAAAGUUUAUUUGGAAGGGAACAGGGGAGGAAAAACCUCCCCCAUUUCCUCUCCUCUGAAUCUAUAUUUUAAUUUGAUGUCAACGACUGUGAGGGAAAUGGCGAAUGUAAUUGGCAAUUGUCAAUAAUAAAAACGCAAGUGACGGGUGCACAUUUUUCGUAAUGCACUAUAUGUGUCGUAAUGCACACAAAAAUACGGCCACUGGAAGAAAUUAUUUGUGUACCAACAAAUUAUUGAUACGGUCGUAUAUUUUACAAUAUUGUAAGUUUAUUGAUUUUGAAAACAGAGUUGUAUUGUGUUAGCAACAUACGAGGCACGGAAUUAUGUAUUAUAUCAAAACGAAAUCUUAAUAAUAUGAACAGGAUAUCCGAUUGUUUUAUAUUAUUUAUCGUUCGUUUACUAAUAAUAAUAAACUUGUAUAAAUACAACAAAAUCUUGUUCACAAUACUUUCGUAAAGCACCGUUAUCGGCGUUUUCGGUUGUGCUGAACGAAACUGAAAACCAGCGCGUAGGCAUAUUAUACAUACGCUUAAUUAUAAAAAUCGACGAAGAAACAGAAAAAAAAAAAAAAAAAUGAAACAACAAACCGGACAAAAAUCUAAAUUGUAUAACGUUCUUGGACCGCCGCCGUUGUGGUGUAUAGUUUUUACGCGAUGUGGGUCGAAAGUGACGUCCAAGAGAUGAUGCACAAAGUAGUUUAAAAUAGCUAUUUUUAGACACACUAUUAAAUAAUAUACAAAUUAUCGUAUGUUCUGCAAGGUCAACGGUAUUAUUUGUUAUCGUGAAAGCGAGGGAGAGAAAAGCGCUAACGAUUGUCGAAUGCAAUUGUGUCGAUUUGGAUCCGUUUUUACUAUCAAAUUGUUCAUCCAUGUAUUGUAUUUCCUUGACGUUCGUCGUGUUUAAAGUUCGUGUUUUUCUAAAUAAAUAAUGUGUUGGAUAUUUAAUUUGCUCGGAACCACAAAAGAAAAACGUAUACAUAAGACCAGUGGCGUAUUUGAGGGGGGAGGGAUGCGAGGGGUGUAUCGCCCUCCCCCACAGAUUUCGGCUUUUAUCGUAAUAACAUAUGCAUAUACAUUAUUUUUAUUUUUUUGUAUAUUAAUUAUAGUUUAUAUCUAUAAACUAUUUUUUUUUUAUUUGUCAAGGAGAGGAAUUAUAAAAAAAAAAAUAACUGUUGCUGUUUUUGGGACAUGGAAAUCCCUCGCGAUAUUUUGUGGUGUAUUACAAUUUUUAAACCGCCCCUUUUUGAUAGAGCUCCAGAUACGCCACCGCGUUGCAUCAAUGUAAUAUAAGCAAUGUUAUGACUUAUCUAAAUAAUGUUUUCUUUUAUCUUCCUGUUGCAACAUUCUAAACAAUAGCCACAAAAAAAUAAAACAAAAACUAAUUCCACUUAUCUAUUAUAAUAUAUCAAAAAUAUUAUUUAAAUAUUUGUUAUCUAAUUUUGUCUUUAUCAUCUUUACCGAGAUGACUUCUAACUAAAAUUUACUUAUCUGCGUGUUAACACGGGAUAUUGGGUCAAGACGACGAAAUAAUAUUGGGUUUUACUCCGAAAUACCCCGAAGAAUAGCACGAUAUGAUUAACUAUAUAGAUGGUAAGGCGGAUGGAAGAAAGAGAACCGCAGGGCGUCCACGUACCAAAAUCUUUAUUAUGUUAUAGAACAAAAGAUUAUAGGAAAAAACGAUGCACAUGAGUCGACAUUUCUAAGGAUGUAUAAGAGAACAGGCGAAAAAUCUAAUAAAUAAAACAGAGAAUUGGAGAAAUAGAGUGAGUAGUAGAUCAAUAACUUACGGGUUUAUUAAAAAAAAAAAAAAAUUUCCCGUAGUUUGACCCCCGAAAAAACGAACACGUCAUUUGAAUAAUUAAUGGACUAUUAUAAAUGUAUAAAUAUUUAUAUAACCCACACACGUUAUAAAUAAUAAUUAUCGUCCUCACCCACACGACCACACGACAAUCUUGUAGUAGUAUUUUAGCAACGAUACGAGACUACGAAAAUAUCCCGAUGACACACGUUAUAAUAAUAAUAAUAUUAUUUUUAUUACGGUUUGGUCAGUUGGAUUUCGCGCGUCUGGAAGCGGUUUUUUCUACGCGGGAAUGUUAAAAAACGUUUGGACCAGCAGUCAUUUCACGAAUCAAGAGCUCGGUCAAGUACGAAGGAGAAACUACAUAUUGUAUACGAGAGAAAUUUUCUCACCCCUAAUAAUAUUUCAAAUAAAAAUGUCCCUCAUCAAAUUUGUCAAUUUUAAUACAUUCCACGCGUAACGUAUUAAAUUCGUUUGUUAUGGGUAAAACCGAAAUCAAGCCAACCAGAAAUGCCCGGACCAAAGUGUCUUCGCAACUUGGGCCAAACGUCAUAUUUUGACUUUUGUCUGGCCGAAUAAAGUUUUUCGCAGUAGGUAGUAUCUUCUUCUUUUUUGUUUUUAAUAUUAUGUAUAAAUAACGAUAAAAUAAAACCAGUGCAACGGUCGUUGCGAAAGUAAACAAAAAAAGCGUAGAGAACAUUUUAUAUUUUUCGAACAACAACGUUCCCAUUUAAACACAUGCAAAACGGCUCAUGGUUUUUGCGCACGUAUAGUUAUGAAACUACAGAAUAAAUUGACUUCUAAAUUAUGUCAAAACAUUGAAAAUAUUGUAAGAUACUGACAGGUGCCUAUUUCUAAUUUCAUGCAAAUCGGUUAAAUAGAACGGAAGUUAUGGGCAUUAAUGUUCAGAAUUUUCACCAAAAAAAGAUAUCGAAGCGGACCAAUAGGCUUAUGCGUAAAUUAAAAUUUCCUUUAGGUGUUGCUAGGAUGUAAUCCGAAAAUAUUCUGAAAUAAUAAUAAUAAUAAUAAUGUAAAACUAACAGUAGAUCAACUAAGAAAAAAAUAUUUUAAACAAUAUUUUCUCAGUGACGCAUCACUGAGAAAAACAUACAUGUUGAGAUUAUUUGCGAAAAAGAGGUGAUAUCGCAACAAAAAUACUUCGCCUACAGCUACGUGUAAAAAAAUAAGGCUAAGUAAAAAAAAAAAAAAAAACCACCAGUUAUUACGUAUCUCGUAAGUGUUCGUCAUCAUAAAGUUGUGACAUCAUUUGCGGUGCUGAGUUAAAUUUUCGAUUUACUUGACGAAAGCAAAUACAAUUUCCUAAACAGAUUUCCAGUGCACGGAAAUAUUUGGUUUCUGAUAUACAGCGAUGACGGAAUUCCAUUUUUUGUUUUUAUUUUAUAGAAUCUAUCAUCAGUAGACAGUAAUACACUAUAUAUUAUUUGAAUCGACCAUUUCUUUAUCAACAAAAAGCACUGGCAUUUUUGAUGUCGUCUGGAGUGUUGGAGGUGGUCGUUUAUAAACACGAUUAAAUUCCAGGAACGGUACAUUUGCCCACACCGCCAGAUGCAAAUCAGAGGUCGACCGCGGCGUGUUUACCGAAACAUUAUUAUGCAAUCAUUUGACACCCGAUGGUAAUAUUGUUUUCGUUUUUUAUAUUUUAAAUAUCGUUUUCGGGCGCGGCGACGACUGGCGACUGCCGUUUAGGCCUGAUUCGCGGAUUGUUACCAAAUCCGGAGCGCGUUGACAACGACUCCGACGUUAAUAAUAGUCAUCCGGGACAAUAUUGUUAUAGUAUAUUGACCCAGACGCGCGUGCCCAUAGAUGGAGCCACCGCGCAUUGGCGAGCCGCGUACGCGCCGCCGGUGAUUCACCGCCACCGCCACCGCGCCGGUUCCAUAUUCGUAUACGAUGCGCGCCCGAUCGCGUUCGAUCGCGAAACGAAAAAGCCGGACAUACAUUUCACCUUAUCCGGGCCGCGCAUUAACGUUAUUUACUUGAAACGAGCCUCGUUGGAAUUCUCUGAUUCGUUCUUGGAGCCCGUUGUUCGAGCUCGGCACUUACAGCAUUCAAUAUGCAUAAAGCAGUAUUUGAAAAGAGCUUUGAAAAAAAAAAAAAAAACACUAUUUAACAAAGCAAAAAUCGCAGAGGGAUUUAAAAGUCCGUUCUCCUACCGCUGUAACUGAUUGAAUAACAUACUAUUCUAAUAAUACACGAAUGAUUAACCCAAAGUAAUUCUAUUUAAAAUAAAUUGUACGCGUUUUCAAAAAAAUUAAUGUGUUUUUUUUUUUCAAGGGUUUUUGGUGGAUUUUAAGCGUUAAAAGUACUGAUAUUUGUUUAUGACACAUUUAUAAUAUCGAUAAAAUGGACAAAAAUAAUACAAAAUGAUACUCUUUAAGUGUUUUUUACCGUUGGGCCGAACCCGAUAUUGCUCCACCAAAGUCAGUGUCACAUUUGUAAACGUAAAACCUAUUAGAUAGCAAAUGAAAAGCCACCGCGGAUUUAGACAAAGCUGAGGGAAAACUUAACCAGCCCGUUGGUCCAAACCUGAUUAAGUUCCGGGGAAAUUAUUGUGCAUCCUAAGUUUCCUAACUCUUAAGCGGAAACAUAACACCUAGUGUGUGGACCGUUUCAAGAAAUUUUUUGAGAUCAACUAUAUGAGCCUGUAGGGGAUAUCAAAUUUGGAUAUUUUUUUUUAUAGAAAAUUAAUAUACUGGAGAAAUCGAUUUCGAUAAUGUUAUUUGUGAAUUUAAAUAAUGAAAAGUACAAUUGUGAUUCUGAAAAACUUGUACCUACCUAUGGUUUUUGCACAAUGCUCUUUCGUUUAAUACUAUUUAAUUUUUUUUUUUUUUUUUACUUCAAACGAAUAAACACACGCUUGUCUAAAAAUUUAAGAAAAAACAGCUUAACAUUUUUAAAAUCGUACCGAAGAACUGUACCUUUUUUUUGGGAUAUGGGGGGGGGGGGAGGGGCAAACAUUGAAAUUUGCCUCGGGCGCCCGAAGAUUUUGCUACGGUUCUGUCUGUGAACGUGUAUAAUUUUCGAACAGUUAUAAUGUCGCUUCGUAGGAUCUAUUGCUGGCAAACGUUCAGCGAAUGCUCGGCUUUACGUAAAUAUUAUUUAUGCGUAAACAUAAACGUUCCCGACUAGAUUACAUAUUAUACGCGCGACGAGAACACACGCGCAGUUACGUCCGUUCGUACAGCACAGCUGUACGGUGGGUGUAUGCGAGACGAACGCGAUUGUUUUUAUUAUUUUUCGUUCGCCAAUAGGGAGUAUAACCAAGCGCCGCCGUGACUUUUGGCAGAACGGACGCGGUCGUAAUAACAAUAACAACAACGGUGCUCGACCCGCAACAAGUAUUUGUUUAUUGUUACGGGCGAUUCGUGUGCGCCGCCAGGACUACGAUUUAAAUUUAAACGAAAAAAAAAAAAAAAUAACUAUUAUUUUAUUUAUUCGUUUGACUCGCGAUAGACGCCCGUGACACGGCAACGGAACAAGCGUAAAUUAAAAUCGGAGCUUACGCGGAUAACAUAUGAACUACCGGCAAACAAUCGCGGUUUACAAUCGACACCGUGGUAUCUAAAUCUCCCAGCCAUUCAAUUGCGCCCGCGGUAAUUUUAUUUUGGGUUCUACUAGACCGCCUGGCAACGGUCUUAUUGGACAUUCUACCGCCGUUCCAAGCACCGGAAGGAAAACAGACGAUUUUUCCCCCGCCGUUUUUUGAUUUUCGACUCCAUUUUUUUUUUUUUUUAAAAUAAAAGCACUUAUGUGGGGGAAACAAACGUGGGGAAACGUACAACCUCACGAUCACAUUAUUCUAUAAAAACACGGACGACGUUUUCUACCAGAAAAAAUGAUUUAAUCGAAGUAUCACAAGAUAUCGUUUUCGUUUCCGUUUUGAAUUACUUUCUCACGGCAUUAUCGCCAAAACUUUUGGGCGACUUUUGAUCUUUUAAGGAAUUUUAAAUUUUGGGAGUUUUUUUUCUGUAAUUCGGUUAUAAAUACACGUAGACACUUGAAACUUGGUAAUGAUACUCAUAUUAGACUCACCUAGACGUGGUAACAUUUCCGACAUCUUCGAACGAAUUUUUUUUAAUAAGCGUUUUGAAAUGAAAUUUAAACGAAAAUCGCAAAAAAAAAAAAAACAAUGACGGUACUUCAAAUUAUGUAAUAAUAAACUGCGCUCGAAAUCGUCUUUCGUCUUUCGUCGAAUGGUUUAUCGUUGCUUAUAAAUUUAAAUGAACUAACCUUAUGUACCCUACCUUGCCAACUUCUCAUUUAUAACAGUGGUCGCUUUCAUCCCUAGUAUCAGCUCUUUUUUAAGUUUUUUUUAUCAAAUCAUAAAAAAUCAAUUGCAAUACAAAUAUAUGUAGUGUUAAUUCCUGUGAGUAAUAAUAAAAAAAAAAAGUAGACUUUGAUUAUCUUCAUUAUCUCCGGAGAUAUUACAGUGGGUAUAUCUUCGUAGGACAUUUUAUAUUUUUUAGCAUACUUAUUUUAUAAUAGUUAUGCGUUAUGGUAAAAUAGAUGUGAGCUUUUCCCCUACAUAUAUAUCACGGUUGGAAAGACGGGUUUCAGGAAAAUAUUAGUGGCGCAACUGUGUACAAAUAAUUAAGCUGCUGUUGCCGGGUCUUUAAUUUAAUUAAUUACGCGCACAAAAGCCGAGUUUGAAAGAGUUCUUAAAAUUAUGGCUGCCUUUAUUGACCUCACUCCGUUACUUAUGAUACAAUACAGCGUACGAGACUGAUUAGAAAACGUAUACACGAAAUCCGAUGUAAAAACAAUUAGUAGAAAUAUGAAGAACACGUUGAGUAAUAAAAUGUACAUAUUAUGUACAAAUUUAUUGGCGAUAAAAAAAAAAAAAAUCAGACAAAGUUUAUUGAACAAUGGAUUAUGACAAAGGUCUGCAAUUGCACCUUUGCUGUUCAAACUUUAAACCCGCGUUAUCCCGACGACAAAAGCGAGAAAAUUCCUAUAAUAUGCUAAUGAUAUUUGUCUAGUAUCCUAAGAAUCAAGAUAUAAUAAUAAUUACAUUUCCGACGGUGUUUGAACCCGGAAACUUUUAGCUUCGUUCGCUACCGAUCGAUAUCAAUUAAGAACACGACCGACAAAUGAUUUAAUUCAAUACCCUAUAAUAUUGUAAUGAAUGACGUUAUGCAAAAAAGCAAUCGUACAAAAACAGUGUAAAAAACAAGAUUCGAGUAGUACAAUACAUAAUACAAGAUAAUCAAUACAACGUGAGACGCUCGUAAUCACAGAAAACAUUUUUUUUUCGUAAUUUGUUUUUUAAAAAUCAUAAUUUCCCGGUAGCUCUGAAAUAUUUGAUUGCAUAGUUCAUAAAUAGUUGAUAAAUGUUGGAAAAUUAAAUCAGUUUAAAUUUGUAAUUUCUAUCAAUCCGUUGACUUUGAAACUUUCAAGAAUCGGUUGGGGGAGAGUUAGUCAGUGGGCCGUUGUUUGUGUGGCGGCAUUUCUACCUAUACCUAAAAGUGGAAUAUUUCAUCAACGGGUUGACGGAAAUUAAAAUCUUCAACACGGAAAUAUGUUUAAAUACUAAUACUCCGGCUAUUUACGGUAUUUUUAAUAUCGGUUGCCGUUUGAAAAUCAAAAAUAGGCAGUGGUUUUACUUCCAAAACCAAGGGUGACAACGAAUAACGUAAAUGUAAAAUUUUUUAAAGUGGUUUGUUUAUUAAAAUGUCUAAAAACGAAUUCCGAACAACAUUAAUGUUUUCCAAAAUAAAGAGCGUCUAUGAUGAUUAUCCUAUACAUGUUUAUUAGUUAGUUAUACAAAUUAUAUACGUUUAUAGAUGCGAUUAGUGGGAUGUCAUAUUAUUCGGUAACAAUCCUCAUCAAGUACAAUUGGUUCCAAACAAAAACAACGUACAUAUAAAUGUUAGGUAUGCCAUAGUGACUUUGAAAUUUCUAUAAUCUAAAUUUUAAGUUUUAUUGAUAAAAACCUCAUUUGUUUAAUAAUAGUGACACCUUAGUUUAUAUGUAUUCUUAUUGUUUCUUAUAGUUUAUAUGUAUUAUUAUUUUUAUAUUUGUUUGAAUACAAUAUAAUACGCGCUGAAAAAAAAAAUUAAUACCAUGCGUGUUGUUGAUGGUAUUGUAACAUUUUCGGAACCAAACGGUUCAGCUAUCAGAUUUCAUGAAAUACGUGCCACUGGCCAACAUUCUCUCGUGCUCCCCUAAACUUUAACUAUAAUAAUAAUAAUAAUAAUAUUGAUAUAUUCCGUACGCGCAGGUGGCCAUGAAUCCGCGGAACACGGUGUUUGACGCCAAACGUUUGAUCGGCCGCAAGUUCGACGAUCCGAAAAUACAAGCGGACAUGACGCACUGGUCGUUCCAAGUGGUCAGCGACAGCGGUUUGCCCAAAAUUGCCGUCGAAUACAAGGGCGAGAGGAAAAUAUUCGCCCCGGAAGAAAUCAGUUCGAUGGUGCUCACGAAAAUGAAGGAAAUCGCCGAAGUCUACCUGGGCGGAAAGGUACCGAAUAUCAAUAAUCACCGAUAAUUACAUUGAAACUGAAUGUCCCGUACGGCUUUGCCCGCGUGCAUAGUAUAGUAUUGAACGGGGGGGGGGAGGAAUAUAUAAAAACGUAUCUCUCCGUGAUUCCCGUUUCUACCCCGUACCUGUCUCAGGUAAUACCCACGAUAUUGCCCGUUAACUCGUCUUUUUUUUUUCAUUCGUGACGUCAAAGUAAUCAAUAAAUCAAUAUAAGUUAUUCGAUUUUCGUACUAAAAAUACCAACAACCACGUGUCUGCCCCCCCCCAUAAGGGUUGAAUACGGGGGUGAGGCAUUGCCUGUAUGUUGUUCAAUGUCUAGAACUACGUCAAUGCAACGUUUCAGUUUUUAGUCCGUUCAGUAGUUUUGGCGUGAAAGGGUAACCGACAUCCAUACAAACUUUCGCGUUCAAAAUAAUAGAAUAUGGGGUCAUAAUAUUACGAUGAUAGUCCUAAUAAAAUAUGUAGGUAUUCGUUCAAAGCUCUCGUUCGAAACAAACCGUUCGUUUUUCACCAGAUUUUCCACGUCCAUUUCCUCAACUCCCCAAAGUCAAAAAAUAAAAACUUUUUUUAAGAUAAUAAGUCGUUUUAAAGGUUUAUAAAGUAAAGCGAAAAAAGUUAUUCGCAUUUCAAAAUGGGCAGGGCUAAAUAACUAUGAUGGGGGGGGGGAUUGAGGAAAUAGACGUAAAUUAAGUUCAUUUAUGUCCAUUACGUUACAACAAUAUCUGAUAACAAAGCCACUCCUAAAGAAAAAUUAAAUAGGUAUUAAAUAAUAAUUAUGAAUAAUAAUAUUAUCAGGGCUUGUAAGUCUAUGCAUUUGCAUGUUUAUUUUGCUACGUAAGAAAAAAUGUUAGCAUUUUUGCUAAUCGAAGUACAAAUUUAUUUCAUAAUAUCUUGCCGUUGGUCGUACAACAGUAAUACUUACCGUUACCGAAUCCACAGUUUUUGAUGAGUUCACUUUUAAACAAUAAUGCACCCCGUCGAUAAUUUGUUCAUGAGUUAAUGCGCUCUUUUUGGCAUUUAAUACAAUAAAAAAAAUUAAAAACAAAUACUUCACAUAAAAUUAAAAAAACUAAAUGGUUAAUAAAUUGUUUGAUAUCCAAAAAUCAAACGUUAAAAAUAAGUAAUACGAAAUAUCAAUCUCAUGAAACGUGGAGUUCACAAUAAACUAUAUUAUAAUUACGUACUCGUAUAGUACAUUAUAAAAGUGCACUAUUUUGAUAAUGGAAAUUCACUACAAUCAGUAAUUUAUCAAACAAUAAUUCUAAUCUAAUCGUAUGUAUAUUUCAUAAAAUCCCUAAAUUGGUUGAUUAAAUGUGAUACUAUAUUUCUAUUUAACGAAGAAAUUAACGUAUUUCUGUAAAAAAGGUUUCUUUUGAUUUUUCGAUUAAAUCAUUUUUUUCUGGUAAAAACGUCGUCCGUGUUUUUAUAAAAUAACGAAAUCGUGCAAUUGUACAUUUUUGCCCCAUUUAAAUUCUUUUAUUUAAAAAAUGACGUCGAAAAUUAAAAAAAAAUGAUAUCUUUAAAGUACAAUCUAGAUAAUUGGAGCUUCAAGAAAAAGUGCUACACUUAUAAAUCGGAGCAAGUUUACUAGGAAAAAACGUGUCCACAGACUAGAACAGAGAAAAAAAAAAAUAAACAGCGUUAUAAAACCAAUAGCUACGCUCGGAAUCUCAAAGAAUAUAAAUGAUGAUUAAUAAUGUUAAAGUACAAAAUCAAUCAAAUUAAAAAUCAAUAUUGUACGACAAACUUAAUUUAAUAUUAUAACUUAUUUUACUGUUAUACGAUUGUCCUUUAGGUAGCAAUGUCCACCGUUCACCAGUUUCGUUAAUUUAUGUUUAAUAUAAAAUUGUAUACGUUUAAUUUCGACUAGGUGCCUAUUACACACGCAGUUAUGAUUACAAUUCGAUUAAAUGUCUAAACCUUAUUGACCGAGCAAAAAUCAGACAAUAUUACCUAUAACUGUGUGUACACAUUUCCGUCUUUUACGUUUCAUGAAACGUAAAAGACGGAAUUUCAAAAAUAAUACUAUCGAUCCGAAUCAUUGUAAUAAUAAUAAUAUCGGUUCGACUGAACGUCGUCGUAAUAAUGUUUACAGCAAAAUUGCCCCGGACAAUUUUAAUCCACGUUUUAUUCUUAAUACACAUUCCAAAAUGUGUCUUACGGGAAUUCGCUCCAAAUCGUUUUCCGUUAGCAAUUCGUUACGGGUACAAACAGAAAUUAAAUAACUUUGUAAAUUAUUAUUUAUAUUUAUUCGUUUUUCAUUAUUAUUUUUGCUCUAAAUAUCCAUUUGCCGACGGUAGAACAUUAAUCGAACGAGGACAUAAUAAGCUAUCUAAAAUGUUAUUUAUUAUUUUUUUUUCUGUAUUUUUUCUCUAAACCAAACAAUUCCGUGUAACUAUGCGCGUUACUUUUUUACGUAUUCUCACCGUAUAUUCACGUGAUCAACACUGAAACACGUGAAUGCGGAUCGCAGCAUCACGUGUAUGAAAACGUAAUGUAUUAUACGCGAGUAAAAUUCCACGGGUUCGCGGACUCCGUUAUUAAGUAUACAAAUAACGUGGGUACUAAAAUGCCAUACUGUAUAGACUUUAUUAUUACGAUUAUCGUAUUGUAUUUCGUUAAAAUAUAAAAUCAAGUGACUGGUACACGUGAACCGGGUGUUUCCCGGGCGAUCGCCACUGGCGGGAGGGUAUUUUUUUAAUAGCCGAGAAAAAUUUAAAAUGAAAUGCCGGGCAAAUAAAAAUCGCAUUGAAACUGGUCCCGCAGGUGACCGACGCCGUGGUAACCGUACCGGCGUACUUCAACGACUCGCAGAGACAGGCGACCAAAGACGCGGGCGCCAUCGCCGGACUCAACGUGUUGCGCAUAAUCAACGAGCCGACGGCCGCGGCGCUGGCGUACGGGCUCGACAAAAACCUGAAGGGCGAGAAGAACGUGCUGAUAUUCGACUUGGGUGGCGGCACGUUCGACGUGUCUAUCCUGGCCAUCGACGAGGGGUCGCUGUUCGAGGUCAAGUCGACGGCCGGCGACACUCAUCUGGGCGGCGAGGAUUUCGAUAACCGGCUGGUCUCGCACUUUGUCGCCGAGUUCAAGCGCAAGUGCAACAAGGACAUCGGUGGCAACGCGCGUGCCCUCCGCCGACUGCGGACUGCCUGCGAGCGGGCCAAGCGGACGUUGUCGUCCAGCACCGAGGCGUCGCUGGAGAUCGACGCCCUGCACGACGGUCUCGACUUCUACUCGAAAAUCACCCGGGCCCGUUUCGAGGAGAUGUGCAUGGACCUGUUCCGGUCCACGCUGGCGCCCGUCGAAAAGGCGCUGGCCGACGCAAAGAUGGACAAGGCGAGCAUACACGACGUCGUCCUGGUCGGCGGUUCCACCAGGAUACCGAAAAUACAGAAAAUGUUACAGGUAACGGACGGCGAAUAAUAUCAAUAAUUGUAUAUGCAAUAAUAAUAAUAUUGACGAGGGAUGUGGAGAGUCGGAGGUGCGGGCCAGAUGGACGGACGUGCGAGACAGUAAUUGGGACAGCAUGCUAAGGCCCGGUUGUACGGUUCGCCGGUCAAAUUGAGAUUACCAAAUCAAUGGUUUAAUCAGUUAAUCGCGCGUUAUCUAUACGUGUGUGUGUCGUACAGUGGAUGGUCAGGCGGCGAUUAGUUAUUCGGCGUUCUGUAUAUUUGCGAGUGGUUCUAUACAUAUUUGGUAACACUAUUUCCGUAAAACAAAUAUUAACUGUUCAUUUCCCUGAAAUGGGUGGAACUUUUUCAUUUUCCGCGGGUGUUAAGACGUUAAGAUCUGGCCCUGGGGCCAUGCCCCAACCCCACCUCCAUCAUGGGAGGUUAACUUGACCGACCUUUAAUCACUGACUUAAGAGUAAACCGGCACUGUACAACCGACGUAUAUCAAACCGUUCGAUUAAACGAAGGUCGAGGAUUAGGAUGACUCAACCAGAGUAGAGUCGAAAUCGAGGAAUGUAGCGGCCGAAGACGUUAGCCGUUGUAGCGAUAGGAAAUAUUUUUUAUUUUUUUUUUUUAUUAUUAUUAUUUUUCUCAAACCGUUCGCGUAUUUCGCCGCAGGACUUCUUUUGCGGAAAGUCUCUGAACUUGUCCAUAAAUCCCGACGAGGCGGUCGCGUACGGAGCCGCCGUGCAAGCCGCCAUAUUGAGCGGUGACACCAGCUCGGCCAUCCAAGACGUACUGCUGGUCGACGUGACACCGCUGUCGCUGGGUAUCGAGACUGCCGGCGGCGUGAUGACCAAACUGGUCGAACGGAACUCACGUAUACCGUGCAAACAACAGCAAACAUUCACUACGUACGCGGACAACCAAGCGGCCGUCACCAUCCAAGUGAGUGCGCAUCAUCAAAUAGAAUAGGCACCUAAUUAACAUUAAAAUUGAUUGAAAUAAGUAACUACAUAAACCUAACCAAGUUAAAUAACCGUAAAGGGCGUAGGUACAGCCACGGUUUUAAUUUAAGAGAAAACUUAUUAUUAGACAAUAAUUGUCUAACUCCCAGUAAAUAUGACCAUAAAAAAAAGAAAAAAAGAAAAAAAGAGGUCCUAGGAUAAUGGACACGGGUGUAGCCUCUGUUAUAGAUAAUUUAAUGUAUACCUGUAAGCAACGAUUAGCCAUUGUUUACUAAAAAACGAUUCUGAGCGGAGUUCAGUUGAUAGUGAUUAUUUUUCAACAAUAUAUGUGUCAUUUUAGAGUAAAACAAUUAAAUAGGCUUUAUAUAUUUUCUUUAAUAAUAUUUGUUUAACUAUGUUAUACCGAUUUUAUAAAUUUUCCUACGUUUAUCCCGGCUUUCCCAUAUUUUAUCCCGGGUUUGCACAUUUUCUGGGAAAACUCCUGAAAAAAUCGAAAAAUUACCUCUCUUAUGUACCUCCCUAGGGAAAUUUCCAUUUCGAAACUUUAUUACCAUUAAAAGUUGGAGCAAAAUUGCUGGUUGAAAAGUUGUUUACAGAAAAAAAGAAAGCCGUCAUAUACUUUCACUAAUACCUACAUUUCUUAUAAUUUCGAAAAAUAAUUUCCCCAAAGUACCUUCCCACACCGAUUUCCUUUUAGAAAAGGUGCUACAUUUAGAAAUCCGAGAAAGUUUUCUGGUAAAAAAGUUUUUGACAGAUAAAAAAAAAAAAAUAAACGUCUUUGUAAAACUAUAAGCUUCUACGCCCAACUCAGAGUCUAAAAUAUCCAUAACCCACGUUUAUUAAUAUCUUUGACAUGCCAUUUGCGUUGGCUACUGGUCGAGGGGUAUGUUAAUUCGUAAUUAUAUAAUAUAUAUUCGUGUUUCUAGGUGUUCGAAGGAGAGAGGGCCAUGACCAAGGACAACAACCUGUUGGGUACCUUCAACUUGACGGGCAUCCCGCCCGCGCCCCGUGGAGUCCCGAAAAUCGAAGUGACGUUCGAUUUGGAUGCCAACGGCAUUCUGAACGUGUCCGCCAAAGAAAUCACCACCGGCAAGUCGGAGCGAAUCACCAUAAAGAACGACAAGGGCCGGCUGUCCAAGGAGGAUAUCGACAAGAUGCUGAAGGAGGCGGAGAUGUACAGACAAGAAGACGAAAAACAAAAGGAACGGGUGACCGCCAGGAACCAGUUGGAAAGCUACGCGUUCAGCGUGAAACAGGCGGUCGAGGAGGCCGGUACAAAACUGUCGGAGACUGACAAGAAGAACACACUGGAAAGGUAAUGGGUAUCAAUAGUUAUUGAUAAACGUUAGCGCGACCAUUGAAAUUGUUGCCAUUCCCCUAAUAAACUGUAUACAAAUUCGUUUUCCCGUUUUUUACAAAGUAUAACCGUACCGUUUUUAAUUUUCAGACGAUUGAAAAUAUUCGAAUAAUAUUCGUAAUAUUAAAAACUAAAAAACAAUUUUUAUUCCUUUUAAAUUAAUUUCAGAUUCAGAGCGUAGAGAAGGGUCUACUGGUUUUACAUUGGUGUAUUUUUUUUGUACCUAUGGCUAAAUUUUCUACCAGAAAAUUUGCUCCUAAGUGUAGCGCCUUUUCUGUCGGUAUCUUUUAUCUAUUUGGUACAUUCAAGAGGUUAUGUUUUAAUUUUCUAAGGGAUUUUGUAAACGAUUGGGAAAAACCAAAAGAAAAUUAUAGGAAAAACGACAAAUACUUUCGGUACGAUGUGCCGCGUCGUUAAAGUUUUCAUUGUUUUUAAUUUUCGCAAAUUAUUUUUUCUACCAGAAAUAUUGGUUCAAUAAAAAAAUAACAAGAUAACGAUUUUGUUCCUUUCAACAAUAUUGCCACUGAAAAAGUAAAUUGUCUUUUUUUUCUUUUGGUCUAAUGUAUUUUUUAAAAUAAUUAAGAAAACCAAAAAACAGUAUUCCACGAAAAUAUGAUCGUUAUUUUAUCUUGAAAAGUAUAAACAUUUCGGGAAUUUUUUUUUUUACAAAUAUUUAAAAAUAUUUUGUUAAUUUUAUAUUUGUUACAUUAUUAGUUGUUUAUGGAAUGUCAUACAUAGAUUACGAUUUGAAAAUCAAAAGUUGGUAGUACAAAAAAAUAACAGUAAUCCGAUAUUUUAGGGAUUUUGUUUCUUAAAUUGUAUAAAAAAAAAUAUGAAAAAAAGUGUGCUUUCAAUAGAUUACAAUGGUCAUAUUAUUAUAUAUUCGUGGGGCGCCCUGUAUGUAGUGGAUUGAUUGCCGUCUUCCUUGACGCGGAGUUAAAACAAAUGUCUGUUGUCCAUUUAAAAGAAAAAUAAAAACAAGCAAAUUCAAUUUUUUUUUAAUUAAUAAAUUAAUGGCCAUCCGGAUAUUGUUUAUAUUUUAAUGAGAAUAUAUUGCGGUUUAUAGGUGUAAAGCCGUGAUCACGUGGUUGGAAACGAACACGUUGGCGGACAAAGAAGAGUUCGAAGACAAAUUGAAAGACCUGCAAAAAGAAUGUUCGCCGAUUAUGACUAAGCUACACCAGGCCGGCGCGAAAGGGCCGAACGUCGAGGAAGUCGAUUGAUCCGUAUAAUAUAUUAUAAUAAUUUAAUAAAUUAUCAAUUAACUGUUAUUUUAUGCCGUCGCGUGUAUAAUGUAAAUCGGAUUAGAAAACAAAACAAAAACAAAAAAUGUAAUACAAAUAAAGUACCUAUGUUAUUGAAUAUUAUUUGAGCACAUGUAUGCGUAUGUAUAUAAUAAUAUUAUUAUUAUUAAUAAAGAACAGAAUUUCG